Penicillium roqueforti is the source of this 582-nucleotide messenger RNA. RefSeq names its product Rho family GTPase CDC42 (gene cdc42). Lineage: Eukaryota; Fungi; Ascomycota; Eurotiomycetes; Eurotiales; Aspergillaceae. Gene Ontology annotation, molecular function: GTP binding; GTPase activity. The record is from RefSeq and is a predicted model, not a curated record. Bases 1 to 582 code for a protein of 193 amino acids. The transcript is spliced from 4 exons. Gene Ontology annotation, biological process: small GTPase-mediated signal transduction.
AUGGUCGUCGCUACCAUCAAAUGUGUCGUGGUGGGGGACGGUGCAGUGGGAAAGACCUGUCUGCUCAUCUCAUACACAACGAACAAGUUCCCUUCGGAAUAUGUCCCCACCGUCUUUGACAACUACGCCGUGACCGUGAUGAUCGGCGAUGAGCCUUACACCCUGGGACUGUUUGAUACCGCCGGUCAAGAGGAUUACGAUCGCCUGCGCCCGCUCUCUUAUCCACAGACCGACGUCUUCCUGGUCUGUUUCUCGGUGACCUCGCCCGCCUCCUUUGAAAACGUCCGGGAGAAGUGGUUCCCCGAGGUGCACCACCACUGUCCUGGUGUGCCCUGUCUGAUCGUCGGCACACAAACCGAUUUACGCGAUGACGCCGGAGUCCGGGACAAACUCGCUCGCCAGAAGAUGACCCCCAUCCGCAAAGAAGACGGUGACCGGAUGGCCAAGGAACUCGGCGCCGUUAAAUACGUCGAAUGUUCCGCCCUGACUCAGUACAAGCUGAAGGACGUCUUUGAUGAGGCUAUUGUCGCGGCACUCGAGCCCGCGCCCAAGAAGAAGUCAAGGGGCUGCCGCUUGCUGUGA